UAUUGCUCUUUCACUCAGUGUCUAGUUAGCUCCAGAUGCGAGAUGAUGGCAAGGAUAGCUAGCUAGAGACUAACAACCAAACAGGUGUUACAUUUCCUCUCCUAGCUUUUGCUCCUCUUCCUCAGCUGUCCUUAGCUAGCGAGGACCAACCCUGCCUGGGUUUAACACUGUGUUAAUUAAGCUAACGUUAGCUAACUAGCUGCAUACACCUAAAAAUGGCCACUGUGUUAAUUCCUGCUUGCACCACUGCACUCUUACUGGAUAUUGAAGGCACUACCACACCAAUCACAUUUGUAAAGGAUAUCUUAUUUCCAUACAUCAGGGAGCAUCUUGAGGAUUACCUGUCCACCCACUGGGAGGAAGAUGAGUGCAAACAAGAUGUUCACCUCCUAAAGAAACAGAUCGAAGAGGAUAUGAAACAGCAUCGUGCAUGUCCUGUGCAUGCCGUGGACCAGACAGUCCACACAGACGAGGAGAAGGCCAUUAGGGAAGUGAUGGAUAAUGUGCUGUGGCAGAUGGCAGCAGACAGAAAGUCAACAGCACUCAAACAGCUGCAAGGUCACAUAUGGAGGUCAGCGUAUACUUCGGGGAGAAUCAAAGGCGAGAUCUACCAGGAUGUAAUUCCAUCCAUUAAAAUAUGGAGGGGGCAGGGCCUAAAAGUCUACAUUUACUCCUCUGGAAGUGUGGAGGCACAGAAACUUCUGUUUGGAUAUUCUGUGGAAGGAGAUGUUUUAGAUUUAUUUGAUGGUCACUUUGACACAACUAUAGGGGCUAAAAUAGAUGGAAAAAGCUAUGAGAGAAUUGCAGAGAGAAUUGGCUGUCAACCACAGGAGAUCACAUUCUUGACAGACGUUGCUCGAGAGGCGAAGGCAGCUGAAGACGCCGGGGUGAACGUGGUGGUGGUGGUCAGGCCUGGAAACCUAGAGCUGACAGAUGAAGAGCGGGCCCAUUAUAAUCUCAUCACAUCCUUUAGCCAACUUGAACUGACAGGAUCAGCUUAACACAGUGUGGAGGAAGACAGGGAGAACCCUUUAUUUCCUUUUUUUUUUUUUUGCUCCUCGCGGUUGUUUUGCAACUCUAAUGUUUUGUGUUUGGUCCAUGUUCGAGAUGUGUAGCAGAUGCUGCUGGGACCACAGUUAGCCACCAGUAGGGCUAAUGCAGUCCCAGCCUCUGAAAGCUCGUGUUUCCAGUUCUGAAUGGAACAUCACUGUCUUUGGACCAUCUGACUCACUGGGAAGAGACCAGAAAAGCUGUAGAUACAUGGUGCUGCACAUGACCUGUAAGGUUACCUUUUUACCUUUUAGAAGGACUGUAUCCGAUUACCGGCCCUGAACCUCGUCAACAUUAAUCAAACUUUACAGCUGUAUGUGUGAGUGUGCUGUAUUUAUCACUAUUUUGUACAUGUUCCACCUGUUUCCUCCUCUACAUGUACAGAUGUGUUGCAGCUGUGCUACGUUUUAUCCAGUAACUGAACUGUAAUGUUUUAUAAAGUAGAAAUAGAUGUUCUCAGCAGAGAAGGCUGCUGACAGAGUUCUCAUUUCAGACUUUGUUCAAAUGUCUUAAUUAAACCAGGUGAAUGGUGUCUAUUUUAUUGUACCAUCCUCAUUGCUCAGCGAUAACGUGGGUCUUGGAAAGUUACCUAAAAAAUUGCCAAACUGAUAUUUAUGUGUGAAACAUAAUUGGUAUUGUUCAGGAAAAAUACUUCCAAUAAAAUGCCUUGUCUCACA
Monopterus albus (swamp eel) is the source of this 1727-nucleotide messenger RNA. RefSeq names its product enolase-phosphatase 1 (gene enoph1). The record is from RefSeq and is a predicted model, not a curated record. The transcript is spliced from 6 exons. Gene Ontology annotation, molecular function: magnesium ion binding; acireductone synthase activity. Bases 216 to 1001 code for a protein of 261 amino acids. NCBI's taxonomy places the organism in Eukaryota, Metazoa, Chordata, Actinopteri, Synbranchiformes, Synbranchidae.